UCUUGUUUUUCCCAGCCAUGCCUGCGCUGUGAAGAGUCAUGCUGCUGUGGAUUUGUGUCUGCGUCUGGCUUCCAGUUCAGGCCCGGGGAGCUCUGCUCGUUUAUCGCAGAGAUGCUGGCCCGCAAGAGACCAAAGAAGCUUUGGGCCCCAGGUUAAUAACGAAAAGAAGCACAAGCUCUUUGAAUAUGGUGGAGGUGUACAGCGUGAAAGUGGACUGCACGGUGACGUCUCGAUUCGCUCACACUGUCAUGACCUCCAAGGCUCUGAACAAAGCAAACUCCUCCCAGGAAAUCUUCUUCGAAGUGGAGCUCCCCAAGACGGCCUUCAUCGUGAACUUCAGCAUGGAAAUUGAUGGUGAGAUGUAUGUUGGGGAGGUGAAGGAGAAAGAGAAAGCCAAGAAACAGUAUGAGAAGGCUGUUUCCUCUGGAAAGACUGCUGGACUGGUCAAAGCUUCUGGAAGGACGAUGGAGACGUUUUUAGUGUCUGUCAACAUCGCAGCCAAAAGUAACGUGACUUUCAUUCUGACCUACGAGGAGCUCCUUCAGAGGAAACUGGGCCAGUAUGAGAUUCUGACUCGAGUUAAACCCAAACAACCGGUGCAGGAGUUUCAGAUUGUGACAAACAUCUAUGAGCCCCAGGGCUUUGCUUUUGUUGAGGCCACUGCAACCUUUCUCUCCAAUGAUCUGCUUCCCCUGGUGGAGAAAACUGUCACAGACACAAAGGCACAAAUCUCUUUCUCACCAACACUGGAGCAGCAGAGGAUAUGUCCAGGAUGUGAAGGCACCAUAAUUAACAGAGAUUUCAUUGUCACGUAUGAUGUAAAACGGAAAGAGGGCAUUGGGGAACUUCAGAUUGUGAACGGAUACUUUGUGCACUUCUUUGCUCCACCUGACCUCGUCAGAGUCCCAAAGAAUUUGGUGUUUGUGAUUGACAGGAGCGGAUCAAUGAGGGGAACAAAGAUCAAACAGACCCGCGAUGCACUAGUGGCCAUUCUGAAAGAGCUCAACGAAGAGGACCACUUUGCUCUGAUCCUGUUUGAUGAAAGAAUUACCACCUGGAAGAACUUUCUUACCAAAGCAACAAAGCAAAAUGUGAUUAGAGCCAUUUCCUACAUCAGGAAAAUGAAUGACAGUGGAGUCACCAAUAUCAAUGACGCUGUACUGAAGGCCGUGAGCAUGCUGGAGAAAGAAAGACGAGAAAAGAACCUUCCAGAGAGGAGUGCCGACAUGAUUAUUUUACUGACUGAUGGGAUGCCGAACAGUGGGGAGUCCAACCUGCAAAUGAUUCAGAAGAAUGUACACUCUGCUAUUGGAGGGAACAUGACUAUGUUCUGUCUUGGAUUUGGAAAUGAUGUGGAUUACUCCUUUCUUGAUGUGAUGUGCAGACAAAACAAAGGAGUGGCCCGCAGGAUCUAUGAGGGUUCAGAUGCAGCCAUUCAACUCAAGGGUUUCUAUGAGGAGGUGGCCAGCCCUCUGCUCUUGGAGGUAGACCUGCGUUAUCCUGAGAGUGCUGUGAUUUUCUUGACCAAAAACCACUACAGCCAGUUGUUUAACGGCUCAGAGAUCGUGGUGGCCGGUCAGCUGACGGACAGUGACAUGGAUAACUUCUUGGUGGAGGUGUUCGCCCAGGGGCCUGAGGAGGACUUCCAGGUGCAGGGAAAGGCCAGUGUGGUAAACUUGGAUGUGACCUACCCAGAACAGGAUUACAUCUUUGGGAAUUUCUCAGAGCGUCUUUGGGCCUACCUCACCAUCCAACAGCUACUGGAGAACAGUGACAUUGGUACUCAGCAAGAGAAAGAAACUAUGACAGCCAAGGCCCUGGACUUGUCUGUGCGAUACAACUUCGUCACCCCUGUUACCUCCAUGGUGGUCACCAAGCCUGAAACUGAGGACGGACCAGACAGCCCUCUCAUCGCUGAUAAACUGACUGAGGACCAGCGACAGAAAGCGGAGAGAAACAGUGGUUUCAGUUACACUGGUACCAGUUCCCGUGGUACCAGUUUCAGAAGCAUCCCCAGAAGUAGAAAUUUCUUUCUUGCCGACCCCGUAAAUCACGAUAGUUUUGGAUCAAGAAGUAUCAGUUCCGGUAGUAGCAGUUCCCUAAGGAUCAUCCCCAGAAGUAUCAGUUCCUGUGGUGGCAGUUACCGUAGCCGAUCAGAUGUGGACGGAGAACCUCACCUCAAAAUAGAGCUGCCAGACAGACAUGACGCUCCAUGCUUCAACAUCAACUACAAACCAGGAACCAUUUUCAACCUGGUUAGAGAUCCAAUGGCAAUGUUACUGAUUGUAACACUGAUAAUAUAUGCGGUUUGUGAAAGUUAGAACGCAGACAGGGGGAUUAAAUGAUGACAAAAAUAAUAUGGUGGUAAAGCUUUCCAAUAUUAAGCUCUCAUAGAUUAUAUAAGUCUUCAUACUUCACAUACCAAAUUAACUUCUCUACACUUCUUUGCAAUCAAAUAUAUAUUUAAAUAUAAAAAAUGUUUUCCCCCUGUCAGUACAGGAGUUACACUGGAUGUACUUUGCUUAGCCCAGCAUAUUUGGGUUUAAUGUAUUUGCACUUUGGGUUCACUUCAAGGUAACAUGGGUGUGUACAUGACCUCGGCCACAACUGCACAAAUGUAAUUUUGCCUCACUCUGUGCUUUGAGCUGCUCGUUGAUUCACAAAAACCCCUUUGACCUCUUUGAGAAGAGGUGAACAAUAACUUUUUGGCAUAUACACAUGUUUACUAUGUUCACCAUCUUAGUUAAGCAUUUUUAUCACGCUAACAUGUUACUAAUCAGUACAUAGUACAGCUAAGGUUGAUAGGUUUUGCAGGUAUUUGGUCAUAAACUUAAGUAUUGGACAAAUAGGAUUUGUGUGACUGUAGUGUUGCCUAAAAAGGAAGAAACCUCUACACUGGUGUAAUAACCCACCCACAUACUGUACGUCCUCAACUCUCACUACAGCUCUAACUGGGCUGAAUGGGAAAUUUAGAUUUGAAAUACAAAUUUGAGGUCUACAUUAUAUUAAGAGUUCUUGAUGCUUUAAAACCAAAGUUGCUUUGACCUUGGCUCUUUAAGUGACUACAAUAAAUACACAUUUA
This is a messenger RNA of Anoplopoma fimbria (sablefish), 3082 nucleotides long. RefSeq names its product inter-alpha-trypsin inhibitor heavy chain H3-like. NCBI's taxonomy places the organism in Eukaryota, Metazoa, Chordata, Actinopteri, Perciformes, Anoplopomatidae. Bases 39 to 2321 code for a protein of 760 amino acids. The transcript has 18 exons. The record is from RefSeq and is a predicted model, not a curated record.